Lycium barbarum (goji berry) is the source of this 1458-nucleotide messenger RNA. RefSeq names its product multiple organellar RNA editing factor 8, chloroplastic/mitochondrial-like. The record is from RefSeq and is a predicted model, not a curated record. The transcript is spliced from 4 exons. Gene Ontology annotation, cellular component: mitochondrion. Gene Ontology annotation, biological process: mitochondrial mRNA modification; cytidine to uridine editing. Lineage: Eukaryota; Viridiplantae; Streptophyta; Magnoliopsida; Solanales; Solanaceae. The coding region runs from base 85 to 1302 and encodes 405 amino acids.
AUUUACAUUUUCUAUUAAAACCGCAUAAACCCUCCCAAAUAAUCACUCUCUUCUUCACUAGGGUUUAACGGAGCCAAAAAAAAAAUGGCUACUCGUCAUGUAACUCGUUCACUCGCUACUUUCACGCGCACCUACACCACGCGCCUUCGAUCACUCACCACCAUUACAAACAACCUACGUAAUGUCUCUCAUACAACGUCGUUUAAUGUUCGUGGCUUUGCUACGCGCCAAACAUCGUCGUCGCUACGUGACCCGAACCCAAACUGGUCUAAUAGACCACCAAAGGAAACAAUUUUGCUUGAUGGAUGUGAUUUUGAACAUUGGCUUGUUGUGAUGGAGAAUCCCGAAGGUGACCCGACCCGAGAUGAGAUUAUUCAUAGUUAUAUUAAGACUCUUGCUACUAUUGUUGGAAGUGAGGAGGAAGCCCGGAUGAAGAUAUAUUCUGUCUCAACUAGACAUUACUUUGCUUUUGGUGCCCUUGUAUCUGAAGAACUUUCUUACAAACUAAAAGAGCUGCCUAAGGUUCGUUGGGUGCUUCCUGAUUCGUAUCUCGAUGUCAGAAACAAAGAUUAUGGAGGGGAACCGUUUAUCAACGGACAGGCUGUGCCAUAUGACCCCAAAUACCACAAGGAAUGGUUGAGAAACAGUACUCGUGCUAAGGAGAGAACCAGGCGCACUGACCGACCUCGUGAUUUUGAUAGAUCCAGGAGCUUUGAGAGAAGAAGAGAGAUGCGGAAUCAACCCAAUCAGAACCCUGGAUCCAACAUGCCAGCAGGGGGGCUACCUCCCAACAUGGGCGGAAUGCAGCAACCUAGCAUGGGAGGGCCAUCAAACAUGGGCGGGAUACACCAGCAGCAAGGCAUGGGAGGGCCACCCAAUAUGGGCGGGAUGCACCAGCAGCAGGGCAUGGGAGGGCCACCCAACGCAGGCGGGAUGCACCAGCGAGGCAUGGUAGGGUCACCCAACAUGGGUGGGAUGCAUCAGCCGGGCAUGGGAGGGCCACCACCCCAUGCAGGCGGGAUGCAGCAGCAGGGCAUGGGAGGGCCACCACGUGCAGGUGGGAUGCAGCAGCAGAACAUGCCACCCAACAUGGGAGGUGUACCACCAAACAUGGGUGGAGUGCCUCCCCAUAACUACGGAGCGCCAAACAGUGCACCUAGUUUCCAAUACAUUGGUGGACCAAACAAUGGAGGCACGCCUUACCAAACAGGUCCAGGGCCAAACCAGAGCUAUGAUGAUCGGAACUCAUACCAGAAUCAAAACAUUUCUGGAAGAGAUAUGCCCCCUCGUAAUUACCAAUAAGCAGCUGUAGAUACGUAUGAAGUUGUCAAUGCUAGAGGUUUUAUUUCACCAAGUAAUUUACCAUCUUAUGGUGUUUCGGUAGAACGUUCUCAUUAUAAUAGUUGGAAGUACGAAUGAUUACAUAUUGAGUUAUGCAGUGCCACAAAUUAUUGGAAG